Alternaria rosae is the source of this 2382-nucleotide messenger RNA. Its product is annotated as UDP-glucose 6-dehydrogenase. The coding region runs from base 397 to 1965 and encodes 522 amino acids. Gene Ontology annotation, biological process: glycosaminoglycan biosynthetic process. NCBI's taxonomy places the organism in Eukaryota, Fungi, Ascomycota, Dothideomycetes, Pleosporales, Pleosporaceae. The transcript has a single exon. The record is from RefSeq and is a predicted model, not a curated record. Gene Ontology annotation, molecular function: NAD binding; UDP-glucose 6-dehydrogenase activity. Gene Ontology annotation, cellular component: nucleus; cytosol.
AGCGACGUUACUAAAAAGGCCCGGGCUGGCUUGGCAGGCACCCCAUCAAUUGAUGCUUGUGGCGUCCCCGGUACUUCCGUCACGCUAGCGGUCAUCUCCCAACCAAGCGUUUCCUAACCGUCCGAUACGUUCAGGCCCAUCCUCGGCACCAGUAGUUGCCAAAAUGAGAUCGUGUAAACGAUAAUAGAAGAUGCCGAUAGCCGUCCAGGCGACCAUGAGUAUCUUCGGCCGCUCGGUCCGUGACCAUGGCUAGUGGAUACUUCAUCCAAUAUCUCGAUAGCCUUGUGUACCUAUACGUAUCCAGCUCACUUCCACAGCGACUUCUUUGUCACUGUCCCGCUCGACUAUCAGAUAUUUCAUUUUACACUCGUUUUUGUAAACCUUCACAUACUCCUUAUGUCUAGUCACACACGGCAAGAUGCGCCAACCCCGGCUCCCUCGUACCGCUCCACCCAUGAGUCCAAAUUGUUCGGACGCAUAACCAAGAUAUGUUGUAUCGGGGCAGGAUACGUGGGAGGACCGACUUCGGCAGUCAUGGCGAACGCCAACCCUGACAUUCAAGUGACGGUGGUCGAUUAUGACAGCAAGCGCAUUGCCGCAUGGCAAUCUGAAGAACUUCCCAUUUACGAACCUGGCCUCAUGGAAGUGGUUAAGCCAGCGCGUGACGGCAUACCCAACAAACGAACGCCAAACCUCUUUUUCUCCACAGAUGUCGACCGUGGCAUCGCCGAAGCCGAACUCAUCUUAUUGAGCGUCAACACUCCCACCAAGACAUUGGGUCAGGGUGCAGGACAUGCGAGCGAACUUUCGUAUUUGGAGUCUGCUGUGCGAAAGAUCGGUGCUGUUGCUACAGACAACAAGAUCAUCGUAGAAAAGAGCACGGUGCCAUGCCGAGCGGCAGACACGCUGCGAGAUGUUCUAAAAGCAACGAGUCGACCUGGCGUCGAGUUUGAGAUCUUAUCAAACCCUGAGUUCUUGGCCGAAGGAACCGCCAUUCAAAAUCUCUCGAACCCUGAUCGCGUUCUUAUCGGCUCUCUCAAGACUCCCCACGGGUUGGCGGCUGCACGAGCUCUUUCCCAAAUUUACUCAGCCUGGGUCAACCCAGAUCGCAUCAUCACGAUCAACUUGUUCAGCUCCGAACUAGCUAAGCUGGCUGCAAAUGCACUGCUCGCUCAGCGGAUCAGCAGUGUCAAUGCGCUGGGUGCCAUGUGUGAGGCAGUAGGCGCCGACAUCGAUGAGGUGUCCUAUGCCGUUGGUUUGGAUAAGCGCAUCGGGUCUCGAAUGCUUAAGGCAUCGGUUGGCUUUGGUGGCUCCUGCUUCCGCAAAGACAUCUUGUCCCUUGCAUACAUCGCCGAGUCCCUGAACCUGUUUGAGGUCGCCGCUUACUGGCGAUCAGUAGUCGACAUAAACGAGUACCAGAAGGACCGAUUUACCCGCCGCAUAGUGCGAUGCUUGUACAACUCACUUUCUAACAAAACGCUUGCUAUUCUUGGCUUUGCCUACAAGAAGGACACAGGAGACACUCGCGAGUCAGCAGCUAUCACAGUCGUCAACAACCUACUUGCUGAAGGUGCCAACGUCAGGAUCUACGACCCACAGGUCAAGGAAUCGCAAAUACUGCACGAUAUCGAGAGCAGCAACCCACAUCCACAGGGUAUCAAAGGCAGACUCACGGUCUGUUCGUCGACUUAUGACGCAUGUACCGAUGCCGACGCCGUGGUCAUAUUGACAGAGUGGGACGAGUUCAGCAACAAGCAGCCUACGAGAAGCCCCGGACACGCUCGCGGCGAUUCCGUACACAACGGUCCUGUGGAAAUGAUGCGCAAGGAGAUAUCGUGGAAGCGUAUUUCGCAGGUCAUGCGUCGUCCAAUGUACGUCUUUGAUGGACGUAACGUUGUCGAUCCUGUGCCUCUGGAGGCACUAGGCUUCCGAUACGAAGGUGUUGGUAAAUCGAGGGAGUCGUAAUCGGUCUGAAUGUUUUAAUGUCGAGAUAUCCAAUUUGCUUAUGUAUUUAAUGAGGUAUAGAGUCAGUACCCAGUUUUGGCGUUGGUCAACCGCUGUCGCAGCAAUAGACGAUAGGAUUACAGCUCUAGUGAUCAGCUUGCUAUUUCGAUAAAAGAUCUUCAAGAUGUUAACUUUCCCGUGAAAUAAGUUCGUUGGCCCUUGGGCUGUAAGUGAUCUGAUCAUGCCGCCAACGUACUUGGUGAUGGAAGGGUUUGCACGUGUGAAAUAUUGCCCCGCCUGCGUUGUGUUUUGGGUUAGCCCUGUAGGCGGAGGCGCCACCCGCACCGGCAGGCGCCUUCCAAUCCAACACGCUUCGCACUCCUUCAAUCCCGCUCCAUAUACAUUAUAGUAGUAGCACAAAAACAUUAUAUUCGUCCU